GUGAUCUUACUUCCAAUUGCCAUCACAUUCUACUUAACAUGGUGGUUCGUUCAUUUCGUGGAUGGAUUUUUCUCGCCAAUCUAUAGUCAUUUGGGGAUCAACAUAUUCGGUCUUGGAUUUGUGACCUCAAUAACUUUCAUAUUUAUGGUCGGAGUUUUUAUGUCAUCGUGGGUCGGUGCCUCACUUCUUGCCUUAGGAGAAUGGUUCAUUAAGAAAAUGCCCCUAAUGAGUUACAUAUAUGCCGCCUCUAAGCAAAUUAGUGCUGCAAUUUCUCCAGAUCAAUCUUCUCAUGCCUUCAAGGAAGUGGCUAUCGUGAGGCAUCCUCGAAUAGGAGAGUAUGCAUUUGGUUUUAUUACGUCGACUGUUAUCCUCCGUAAAAGCUCAGGUGCAGAGGAGCUUUGCUGUGUUUAUCUCCCGACUAAUCACCUUUAUCUCGGGGACAUAUUCCUUAUUAAUUCCAAAGAUAUAAUGAGGCCUAAUCUUUCUGUUAGAGAGGGGAUAGAGAUUGUCAUCUCGGGAGGUAUGUCUAUACCAAAGGUUCUAAAUAUCGUGGACACGCAAUUCAUACUGUCACCAAGAGUCGGGAAGUUAACAAUACCA
Molecule: messenger RNA, 600 nt
Organism: Striga asiatica
Lineage: Eukaryota; Viridiplantae; Streptophyta; Magnoliopsida; Lamiales; Orobanchaceae
Source: the annotation of a GenBank genome assembly